GAAGCGUAACGUGCAUCAGCCUCAAAGGAGAGCUGGAUGGCGGCGGCGGGGUGGGUCGGAGCAGCUGAGCGGGUGCUGCCGGCCUCGCCCAACUGGUACUGCAGCCGCUGUAGUGACACCUCUGAGGAUGGCCGCCUUUUCGGUUUCGCGGCUCGCAAUAACGUUUGCCUUUUGGAGAUCCGCUCCGGCGUGCCCGCGUUCCAUGGUGAGCUAGUGGGUCACACUGAGAGAGUUUCUGGUUUCUCAUUUUGCCACUAUCUUGGUCAAGACAACUAUUGUGCCAGCAGCUCUGACGAUGGGGCUGUGAAAAUCUGGGAUUUGCAGACACUGACUGCUGUAACAGAACAUACACUGCAUCAGAAUACAAUUUCUGCUUUGCACUGGUCACCCCAGGUGAAAGAUUUAGUUGUGUCUGGUGAUGAGAAGGGAAUAGUUAUUUGCUACUGGUAUAAUCGAAGUGACAGCCAGCAGUUCUUUCCAGAACCCAGGACUAUAUUCUGCCUCACUUGUUCUCCACACCACGAGAAUUUGGUAGCCAUUGGCUAUAAAGAUGGGAUUGUGGUUAUAAUCGACAUCAGCAGGAAGGGAGAAGUUGUCCAUCGCCUGAGAGGCCAUGAUGAUGCAAUACACUCUCUGGCCUGGUGCCCUGUGCUUGGUGAGGAAAGUCUCUGCAGUCGGCAAGAAGAGGGCCAAGAAGAUGCUGUUAACGGAUGUGUGCUAGAAGAUGCAACAAGUGUAACGAAAGGCUGUUACUUGGCUUCAGGAAGCAAAGAUCAGACCAUCCGUGUGUGGAGCUGUUCUCGAAGCAGAGCGGUGAUGACUCUGAAGUUGCCGUUCUUGAAAAGGAGAGGUGGAAGCAUUGAGUCUGCUGUCAAGGAGCGCCUUUGGUUGACUCUGCACUGGUCCCGAAGCCAGCCCACGCAAAUCUUCUCCAGUUGCUUUGCAGGUGAACUGCUACAAUGGGACUUGGCCCAGCAUGGAAAACGGAAGUGGGUGAUUCUAGGAUCUUCAGCUGAAGGACAAAACCACUCUAGAAUAGUGUUCAAUUUGUGUUCUUUUCAGACAGAAGGCAGAGAGCUACUUCUCUCCAUUUCAAUGGAUAGAGAUGUAAAGUGUUGGGACCUGACCACUUUAAACUGCUGCUGGACGAUGCCCUCUCUUGGGGGCUUUGUUUAUAGCCUGGCUUUCUCCCCUGUGGAUACAGGCUCUCUUGCUAUAGGAGUAGGGGACAGCAUGAUACGGGUGUGGAAUACUUUGUCAAUAAACAAUCACUAUGAUGUGAAAACUUUCUGGCAGGGCAUUAAAUCCAAGGUCACAGCUUUGUCUUGGCAUCCAACUAAAGAAGGCUGUUUAGCUUUUGGGACAGAUGAUGGGAAAGUUGGUGUGUAUGACACUUACUCUAACAAGCCCCCUCAGAUCUCCAGCUCUUACCACAAGAAAACUGUGUAUGCGUUAGCCUGGGGACCUCCUGUUUCCCCAUUAUCUUUUGGAGAAGAUGGUGACAGACCUUCAGUAACCUUGUAUAGCUGUGCAGGAGAGGGAACUGUCUUCCAACACAAUCCUUGGAAACUUAAUGGGGAAGCCCAUGACAUCAACAAAGUUAUCAGAGAAACUAAUUCAAUCAAACACAAAUUACCAGCUCACACAGAAAUCAGCUGGAAACCAGAUGGCAGUGUCUUGGCUAUUGGUAAUGAAGAUGGAUCAAUUGAAAUAUUUCAACCUCCCGAACUGAAAUUGCUGUGUACCAUCCAGCAACACCAUAAACUCAUCAAUGCUAUUCGUUGGCAUCACGAUCAUGCGGCGCAGCCAGAUCUGAGUUACAUGAUAGCCUCUGGCUCAAACAAUGCUAUUAUUUAUGUGCAUAACAUCAAGAAUGUCAUAGAGAACUCUCCAGAGGGGCCUGUGACAAUAACGGAGCCUUUCCGUACUCUGGCGGGGCAUACAGCUAAGAUCACUAGCUUGGCCUGGAGCCCACAUCAUGAUGGAAGACUUGUCUCUGUAUGCUAUGAUGGCACUGCUGAGGUGUGGGAUGUUCUAAAGGAAGAGCCUUUGCACAAUUACAGGGGACAUCGGGGCCGCUUGCUAUGUGUGCAGUGGUCGCCUGUGGACACAGACUGCAUUUAUACUGGAGCUGAUGACUUCAGCGUUCAUAAAUGGGUGCCUGUGAAGCAAGAAUACAGCCAUCCCCCCCAAGGUAAGAAGAAUAUUGAGCUGGAGAAAAAGAGAAGCUCUGCACUCAAACCAAAAACCAAGAAAAAGAAAAAGCCUCCAGGGAAGGAGUCUUCAACACAGGACAUGAGCAUUUCGGCGAAUGGUGGUGAGGAUGUCACGGAUACUAUAUUAGAGGAGAACGGGCUGUCAGACCAAGAGAAAGAAAAGGAACAAGAGGAGGCAGCUGAGAAACCUUCUGUGGAAGUCCACAAGGAUCCCUCUACAUGUCCAUCACUUGCUUACACACCAAACGUUCCAAAACCUUAUGUGAGCUUUAGAACCCCUCCUGUGAGGAAGGAUCAUAUCAAACCAGGGUCAGACUCGUCCAUGAAGAGGAAAAAGCCACGCUCCAUCCUGCCUCUCAGCAUAUCUAUGGACCAAAGGUCCAAAGAGGAACUGCAUCAAGACUGUAUGAGACUAGCAACUUGCUUACACUCCAAAGCAGAUCAGGAGGAGGAUUUACCAGUGGAUCAUGUCCAUUUGGGGCUAUUCACUGAUAGACCUACAUUGUACAGAAUGAUGGAGGCUGAAGGAAAAAGCCAUUUAGAGAACGGACAUCCAGAUUUAUUUCAACAGCUUAUGGUCUGGAAAGGAGAUCUGAAAAGUGCUCUCCAGUCAGCAGCAGAAAGGGGAGAACUGACGGACCAGCUGGUGGCUUUCUCGCCAAUGGCUGGCUAUCAAGCCUGGGUGUGGACUGUAGAAGCCUUUGCAAAGCAGCUGUGUUUUCAGGAACAGUAUGUCAAGGCUGCAUCUCAUCUCCUCUCUCUCCAUAAAGUGUAUGAGGCUGUGGAGCUGCUGAAAUCACACGGUUUUUUCAGGGAAGCCACUACAAUUGCCAAGGCUAGGCUGCGUCCUGAAGAUCCAGUUCUGAAAGAUCUCUAUACCAACUGGGCAGCAGUACUGGAAAAGGAUGGCCAUUAUUCCCUGGCUGCCAAAUGUUACCUGGGCACUGGCUCUCCUUAUGAUGCUGCCAAAGUGCUGGCUAAGAAGGGAGACCCUACAUCUCUUAAAGCAGCCGCUGAACUUGCUUUGAUAGCUGGAGAGAAGGACCUGUCGGUGACAUUUGCUUUUCGGUGUGCCCAGGAACUUUUGUCUACCAAGAACUGGGUUGGGGCACAAGAAGUUCUGCAGCAGCAUGAGAGCUUAUUGGGACACAGACUGGUGUUCUGUCUUAACGAGUUGCUUCAUAAAUGCCUUAGUGAAAGGAAUCCAGUGGAAAACAGAAGCCCAUCUGUACCUUGCUACCACAGCUGGGUAGUAAAGAAAGACUGUUCUUUCAUAGAAAUUGUGACCACUAUAUGGCAGAGUGUAUUCGGUGUGCAUACUGCUGAACAAGCACAGAACAUGUUUGAACAAUUACAGAGUAUUGAGUAUCCUCCUGUCACAAGCAACACUCACCUCAGGCAGCUCCUGUUCUACAUAUCCCAUGAGUUGACCUUGGCACUUCUAAGCUAUCAGACUGCUUCCUGGAUAGAGGUGGUGAAAACCAUUCUUGCAGCUGUGACUCGGAGUUAUGAUGCUGGAAAUUUUACCCUUAUGCAAGAAAUUUGCAAUCUCAUCCUUCCUAAAGGUUGUGAUCAUCUAAGAAAAAAGUUAGACAGCACAGAUGUGCAGAGCUUGACAGCAUGCAGGAGCUUAGAGGCAUUUCUGGCCUAUGGGCAACUAUACUAUCUGUGGUGGAACCUCUGUGAGGAUUCCCUGGUCUCAGAAGAGCCAAGACUUACUUCUGAGGUGUAUGGUAGUAAGCAGUCCACCCUCUAUUGCCAGAGCAAUGGCGCAGGACUCUCUAACCCUACAGAAGGUAUGUAUCACAGUGAAGCCGGGCCUGAAGAACUCUUUCCCCAAAGUAGUGAUGGUACUAGCUCAGAAACUGAUUCUUCACCCAAGUCAAGCCUGCUAAUGGAGAGACAAGUGAAACUGAGAAGCUGUGCAGUGCUACUUUCAGAAGAACAUGCUGCAGUCCAGAGUUUGCAGAGGGAUAUCUCUAUUGUUCAGCAGACUUUGACAGACAUGAUCUGCCAGCAUCAGAAAAAGAACCUUCAGCAGAGCACCACUGAUGAGCAGGAUUUGAAGGAAACAGAGUUUUCCCUAUCAAGUCAGAGUCAAAAUAAAAAUGACAGUGAGCCAAUCUGUCUACCAGAUCUGAUGAAACAGCUUCAAGAAACAAAUAAGAAACUAGCAGAGUUUCCAACUAGUAUAAAGGAUUUGCCUUUCCCAGAUGUCCUGGAGUGCUGCCUGGUUAUACUUCACAUGGGAGUACUGUGGGGGACAGAUCUGGACCCAGAGCUGCAGAAACAGUCCUUGUACCUACUUCAAAAAUAUAAAGGGACUCUCAUCUAUAAAGAAGCUUGUAGGAAGUUCUUCAUAUGAAUCUCCUGGUUCCUAUCAAGUAAUUUUUUUCCUUGAUGUGAAGGACUACUUGUGGAUAUUAAUCUGAUGUUUCAUUUUAGAAUGGAUGAAUAAACUCAAGGGACUAUUGUUAUAUAGUCUUGUUUUGUUAUAUAAAUUCUUUGCAAAGAACCCACUGCUUUCCCCCCGCCAAUAUUGUAAAACAUUUUACACUGUAAAGCAAAUAUACAGAGUAUUCUGAUGCCCAGUCAUCCUUCAGAGCAUUGAGGAGGACAU
Molecule: messenger RNA, 4836 nt
Organism: Eublepharis macularius
Lineage: Eukaryota; Metazoa; Chordata; Lepidosauria; Squamata; Eublepharidae
Gene: GEMIN5
Product: gem nuclear organelle associated protein 5
Exons: 28
Coding region: 37-4581 (1514 amino acids)
Molecular function (GO): protein binding
Source: RefSeq, a predicted model, not a curated record